AUGACUUUCCUUCCUUGUUCUGGUGUUCAUCGUGUAAGCAGUAACCUGUGUUCCUCCUCAAGGCCACUUGUGGCUGGCACCUUCAUCCACAAAAACGACAAAGGACAAGUACUUGCUCGGAAAAAGAUAUAUGCGAACCAAGAAAUAAUCAUCGGUCGUGACAAGGCCCGUUGUCAGUAUGUCAUAGAUGAUCCUUGUGUCUCGCAAAAACACGUCAGAAUCUACACAGUCGUCUAUGAGGAUGACGAACCCAAUGAAAUGGAGACUCUGAUCUACGCCGAGGAUUUGUCCCAAAACGGCACCUAUUGGAAUGGCUCCAUCAUCGGUAAGGGAAAUGGUGGCUACUUGUUGAGUGACCAAGACGUUCUAAGACUGAGCUCCCGGACGAGUCUCGUUUUCAGUGGAGUGACUGACAGCUCGUCAAAUCUCAAUUUCGACCUUACGCAGGAGCUGGAGAUGGGGCGUUUCCGCAACCAGUAUGUCAUAACAGACAGAUUGUUGGGCGCUGGAACCUUCGGCAGGGUCUUCAUGGCAAUUGAACAACACGCACGAGCACAGGUCGCGUGUAAGAUUGUCGAUCUGCGGAAGCUUAUCGGAAAACCUUUCAACUUUGGACCUCCGGAUCAACCGGCCGCGGCGGAAGACGUCGACUUUCGAGCUGAGCUCCGGAAAGUCAAGGCUUGGGGCGAUCAGCAGAAACGAGAGGAUCGGCUGGAAGACAAAUUGAGGCUAUAUUUCCGAGAGGUCGAGAUACUGGCCUCGAUCAGCCAUCCUAAUAUUAUCGGAAUCGAGAAAGUUUACGUGAUGGAAAACACAGUGUAUAUGAUGCAGGACCUUGUCACCGCAGGUGAUCUGUUCUCUUACAUCGAAUCCAAGAACGGCCGGCUCCUCGAGGUUGAAGCGGCUGUCAUCAUUCGACAAAUACUUGUCGCUCUAGCUUUCCUUCACAAUAACAACAUUGUGCACCGAGACAUUAAGCCAGAGAACAUUCUUAUGACGAGCUUGUCUGCCGGAUGUCGCGUGGUGUUGACGGAUUUUGGUGCUGCACGCCGUAUUGCUGCUCCGCGGUCUCGCAUGAAUACAGUCUUGGGGACCCGCGAGUAUGCUGCGCCUGAGACCUUAAGACAGCCACGCGACAGACAGCAAACGGCACGACCUGGCUACACACGCGCAGUCGAUAUGUGGUCUCUCGGUUGUGUUGCUGUCGUUCUUCUUACAGGUGGACUGGCCUUCUGCGAUCCCUCCACGAACACGUACUCGGAGAAGCUUGCCAGAGAAUGCGAUUUAAGAUUCCUUCAGGACUCGCAGGAAUGGCGGAAAGUCAGAGAGAGGCCAAAAGACUUCGUCGAGAAGCUUUUGGUGCUUGACGAGACAGCAAGACCGUCAGCCGACGAAUCCUUGAAACACCCAUGGUUUUCGAAUGGCAUGCAUAAGAAUGAUUUUGAGGACCUUUACCAGAGGACGGUCAAGCACUGGCAUCCACGGGCGCCAAAGUCUCCACUGAUUGAUUUUCAGGAGGGUGGUGUCACAUACAAGUAUAUGUCACGACCGACAGACCUCCAAGACUUUGGCAGAAGAUGGCUGGGCCGGAACCAGAAGCCAGUCGAACCACCAUACAAGCCAUUCCCGAGAAACAUGCACCUGACAUUUUGGCCCAAGAGGGAUCCGAAGAGGAGGCUAUCUGACGAAGUUCUUCAGGCAAUCGAUAUGUGGGGUACGAGCUCUCGACGUAGCGUAGAUGGCACAGUAAGAUCCGCUACACGAGAAGAAUUUGACCUAUCGUCGAGGUUCUGGGGCAAAAGCGAAGAAACAAAUCCGAGACACUGUAGGGCAAGGACAGUGUCCCCACCAUUCAUGCCUCAAGAUCAACACGUCCAAAGACCGCACGGAAACAUCAGGGGUGAUCAAUUAUCGGUCAUCAUACCCUGCUCGACAGGGAGAGAACAUUCAGCGAAAGACACUGACAGUCAAGUGGAGGAGCUGGUAGGAAGACCUCCUACAGCGACACCUCAAAGAAGUCUGUGCAGGCGAGCCAGAUCCAUGCCUCCGAUGAGUUACAGUGCACACGGGGAGUCGCGCGCCAAAGUCCCCACUGCUGCUAAUAAAUCCGCCAAUACCCGAUCUGGGAAGCGACCAGAGGAAGACACGGGCGGGAACGAGAAUCUGUCCUUCACGGCUGAUAUCAUUCCAUCAUCUCCUGCCCGAGGCGAGAACCCAAUCGCGGAUUUGUCCGACCCAGAUGGAGAAAGGCAUCACGACAUGAGCUUGCAGACGCUGCAAAGGGGGCAUGGACUUAAGCGGAGAACAAGCACACCAUUGAACGACCGGAGAAAGAAGAAGCAGCGUGGGUCUAUCUUCGACUUGGCCGAAGAUGAAGAUGGAGAUAGUGACGACGACGGAAGCCUAAAGCGGACAACAGCCACGCUGGUCAAUCGUCCAAAGGCGCCGACUGCGAUUCCAUUUAUUCCACGAAAUUUGUAUCUCCCACGAUAACCAUUUCCACGAGGAACGGACAAUAAUGGUGGAAUUGGCAUGGGGAGGGAAAGAAAGAGCUGUAUCCCAGGGCAAAAGUUGUUGUUGCUUACAUUUCCAAUUGCAGCGUUGGCGAAAUAUGGGGUCGUUUGUGCUACAGAUGCUUCUCAGACAACGUGACUAAUACUACUAUUCUAUGCAGCCACUACAGCCAGACAGAUAUUACAAAUCUGAG
Exophiala xenobiotica is the source of this 2707-nucleotide messenger RNA. RefSeq lists its product as uncharacterized. The transcript has 6 exons. The record is from RefSeq and is a predicted model, not a curated record. Gene Ontology annotation, biological process: protein phosphorylation. Lineage: Eukaryota; Fungi; Ascomycota; Eurotiomycetes; Chaetothyriales; Herpotrichiellaceae. Bases 1 to 2493 code for a protein of 830 amino acids. Gene Ontology annotation, molecular function: ATP binding; protein binding; protein kinase activity.